This is a messenger RNA of Nilaparvata lugens (brown planthopper), 2316 nucleotides long. RefSeq names its product piggyBac transposable element-derived protein 3-like. The transcript is spliced from 2 exons. Gene Ontology annotation, molecular function: sequence-specific DNA binding. The record is from RefSeq and is a predicted model, not a curated record. Lineage: Eukaryota; Metazoa; Arthropoda; Insecta; Hemiptera; Delphacidae. Bases 144 to 1991 code for a protein of 615 amino acids.
CCACAUUCCUUCCUACCGAGUGUUCAGCAAACAAUCGUGUUUGCCUCAGUCGAGUGUUGACUGUCUGCAAGUUAUUUCACAUAAUUACAUUGCAUCAUCAUUCUACAGCUGCUGGAAGUUGAAAAAGAUUUUCGAGAUUGAAAAUGGAUAUCCGUUUUGAAGGUGUCACACUUCGGGAAGCUUUAGAGAUACUUGAAGGGGAUGACAUCGACGGCGAUCCAUCACAAGUCUUCAUUGAACCACCGGAUGCCAACAUACAAUCUGAUGCUGACUCUGGAGAAGAAGACGGUGGAGGGUACGUCAAUAACCUUUCCGGGAAGCAACUUUUGUCGAACGCAGAGAUUGUUUUCAACUCUCAACCAGAUAAGUCUACUCAAGAAAUUCCACCGAUUCCUUCAACAUCAACAGGUAAAUCGAAAGAAAAACGUAAAUCUGAUAAUACAAGACAAGGGACAAAUAAAAAACGAAAAACUCAAUCUAGGCCAAACAAAAAGAGUAGAAUAGAGCCAGUAUCUAUGUGGGAAGAAAAAGAUGAGAUGACAUUCAAUGGAAUAUUUCCAAAUCCAGACUACACUGAUUUGAGAGACAAGAAUUGCAUGCACUUUUUUGAAAAAUUUAUAGAUGAUGAGAUUAUUGAUCUUUUAGUAUUGGAGUCCAACAAGUAUGCACUUCAUUGUAAUCGUGCUGAUCCCAGAAUCAGUAGAGAAGAGAUGAGAGUUUUUUUAGGUAUUCUCUUAUUAUCAUCCUACGUCAGAGUGAGUGAUAAAAGGAUGUACUGGGAAGACCAGUCGGACACCCACAAUAUUAUUGUUGCAAACUCAAUGCGCCGUAAUAGAUUUUUGGAAAUAUCAAGAAAUUUGCAUUGUGCUGAUAACACAAAUUAUGAUCGCAAUGACAAAAUGUUCAAGCUUCGUCCAUUGAUUGAAAAGCUCAGAAUAAGAUUCAAGGAAGCCUUCCGGCCAGAGCCCACUCUUUCUUAUGAUGAAGCAAUGAUUGAAUACUUCGGCCCUCAUCCUUGUAAACAGUUUAUAAGAGGGAAACCCAUUCGUUUUGGUUAUAAAGUAUGGUGUCUGAAUACACCAAGUGGGUAUUUGGUCGAUUUUGAAAUUUACCAGGGGAAGAGUCCCAAUGGGAAUGAAGAGUACAUGGCCAAAUUUGGAAAAUGUGCUUCUCCACUAGUCAGUAUGUUAGAUGAGCUCCCAGAUGAAAAAAGAAACCUCCCAUAUAAAAUUUAUUUUGACAAUCUUUUCACUGGGAUACCAUUACUGGUUCAUCUGCAGUCUUGUGGCUAUGGUGCUACUGGCACAAUGCGAGAAAACCGUAUCCCAAAAGAUUGUCCAUUGGAAGCAAAAGCCUUACUGGUAAAAGAAAAACGUGGGACUUACAAGUUUGUCAAAGAUACAAACUUGAAUAUUCUUGUAUGUAAGUGGGUAGACAACUCUGUUGUGACUGUUUCCUCAACUUGCCAUGGAAUAACACCCUUGGACAAGAUCCAGAGGUACUGCACACAGGAGAAAAAGAGAAUUCCUGUAAACCGUCCUUGCCUCAUAAAGGAAUAUAAUGAGAAUAUGGGGGGAGCAGACAGGAUGGAUCAAAAUGUCUCCCACUGUCGUAUAAACGUAAGAGGGAAAAAGUGGUAUUGGAGCAUUCUGACCUGGUUGAUUGAUGUUGCAACUCACAAUGCUUGGCUUUUGAUGAAAAAGUCGGUUGCACAAGAUCUAACUCAAAUUGAGUUCAGAAGAACCCUGGUGCAGGUUUACUUGGGCAGAUAUGGGAUACCAUCUCAACAAGGACGGGCAAUAACUAGUGGUCCACGAGCUGAAUUGGAGCUACGUUAUGAUGAAACACGUCAUUAUGUGGCCAAUGUGAAGAAUGGAUUGCGAAGAAGGUGCGGUCUCGAAGAAUGCAAAUCAGUACCUCGUACAGAGUGCAUCAAAUGUGAUGUUGGGUUGUGUAUUGGAUGCUUCGUAAAAUAUCACACUAAACAGUAAUUUUUGACAUUUUUCAUCCAUUUUUUAUUUAUUAUUCUAUAUUUUUUUAUCACAGUAAACAAUAAUUUUUUUUUCAUUUUUGUAGAGUACCAUAAUAGACAAUAACAUUUUUCAAUUAUUUGUAUGUUGUUCAAUAAACUUUUCGUAGACAAAAAUGUGAGUUAUUGACUGAAAAGUCCCCUCUCAAACAAUAUUUGUUGUUCUUAUGAUGACUACUGAAUGAAUAAUAAUUGUAAAAAUGAAUAAAAGUUAGUAAUGACUCAUGAUAUUUAACUUGAAAUCUUCUGAAAAAAAUCUUUAUUGAAGAGAAUAUUAAGCUUAAAGA